This is a messenger RNA of Saimiri boliviensis boliviensis (Bolivian squirrel monkey), 3314 nucleotides long. It is a transcript of the gene AGBL2, whose product is annotated as AGBL carboxypeptidase 2. Lineage: Eukaryota; Metazoa; Chordata; Mammalia; Primates; Cebidae. Gene Ontology annotation, biological process: proteolysis. Gene Ontology annotation, molecular function: zinc ion binding; metallocarboxypeptidase activity. The record is from RefSeq and is a predicted model, not a curated record.
CGGACCAGGUUCCUCUGAACCUUAUGUUCAGUUUUCAGGGCCCACUCUCCCGAUCCCCUGACCUUUUUUCAUCUACCCCGACACGACUCCGCCGCGUGCUCCUAUCCCCAUUUCUUUCACUUCUCUGUGGCGAGCAUCUCCCUCCUCAGGGAGAAGGAAGCAUGGGGCCAGCACUUUGGGAAGAAGAGGCAGGAAGACCCGCCGUCCUCCCCGUCUCAGCUUCUCGUGUGUAAUCACCUGCCUAUUUGGAAAUGGGGCAGGGUUUGCAGCUGGAUGCCAAUGUCACUGACUAGUCUUCAGCCCACCAUGCAGUAAUAACAUGUUCCCAGCCUUGGAAACGCAGCUAAACCAGGAGACUCACAGACUUCCUGAUCCCUAUGAAGACUUUAUGUACCGUCACCUUCAAUAUUAUGGCUACUUUAAAGCUCAGAGAGGCAGUCUAUCAAACUCUGCAACGUAUCAGCAUAUUCAGAAGAAUAACCCUCAAUACCUGUUGAAUGGCUCUCUUGGGGAAAAAGAUGAUUUGAUACCAGACACCCUGCAAAAGGAGAAGCUUCUAUAUUCACACAUGCUGAGUUCACCACGUCUUAGGAGCAGACAGCUUCUUUAUGAUGAGUUGGAUGAAGUAAACCCACGUCUUCGAGAACCCCGGGAGCUCUUUUCCAUUUUGUCUACCAAGAGGCCACUGCAGGCUCCAAGAUGGCCAACUGAAUGUGAGGUCAUCAAGGAAAACAUUCAUCAUAUUGAGUGGGCUCCACCUCAACUAGAAUAUUUAUAUCAACCUACAGGAAAUGAAAAGGUACCAGAGAUUGUAGGAGAGAAAAAAGGAACAGUUGUCUAUCAAUUAGAUUCAGUGCCCACAGAAGGUUCCUAUUUCACCAGUUCCAGAGUGGGAGGCAAACGAGGAAUUAUCAAGCAACUUGCUGUCACGUUGCAAGGACCAGAAGAUAAUACUCUACUGUUUGAAUCAAGGUUUGAGAGUGGGAAUCUGCAAAAAGCCGUCAGAGUAGACACCUAUGAGUAUGAACUUACCUUGCGAACCGACCUCUACACAAACAAACACACUCAGUGGUUUUAUUUUCGUGUUCAGAACACCAGAAAAGACCCCACCUAUCGCUUCACCAUUGUCAACUUGCUAAAAUCCAAGAGUCUUUAUACUGUAGGAAUGAAGCCACUCUUGUAUUCCCAACUGGAUGCCGACACCCGCAAUAUUGGCUGGAGGAGAGAAGGAAAUGAAAUCAAGUACUACAAAAACAACACGGAUGAUGGGCAGCAGCCCUUCUACUGCCUCACAUGGACCAUUCAGUUUCCAUAUGACCAGGACACUUGCUUCUUUGCACACUUCUACCCAUAUACAUACACUGAUUUGCAAUGCUACCUCCUGUCAGUGGCAAACAACCCCAUCCAGUCCCAGUUCUGCAAGCUCCGAACUUUAUGCAGGAGCCUAGCAGGAAAUACCGUUUACCUGCUCACCAUCACCAACCCAUCCCAGACCCCUCAAGAGGCAGCUGCAAAAAAAGCUGUGGUCUUGAGUGCCAGAGUCCACCCUGGGGAAAGUAAUGGCUCCUGGGUUAUGAAAGGCUUUUUGGACUUCAUCCUUAGCAACUCCCCAGAUGCCCGGCUCCUCAGAGAUAUUUUUGUCUUCAAGGUGCUUCCCAUGUUAAAUCCAGAUGGUGUGAUUGUGGGGAAUUAUCGGUGCUCCUUGGCUGGAAGGGAUUUGAACAGGCAUUAUAAAACCAUUCUGAAGGAGUCUUUUCCUUGUAUUUGGUACACCAGGAACAUGAUCAAAAGACUUCUUGAAGAAAGAGAGGUUCUGUUGUAUUGUGAUUUCCAUGGCCACAGUCGUAAGAAUAAUAUCUUCCUGUAUGGCUGUAAUAACAACAAUCACAAGUACUGGCUUCAUGAACGAGUUUUUCCUUUAAUGUUAAGCAAAAAUGCACCAGAUAAGUUCUCUUUUCACAGUUGUAAUUUUAAGGUCCAAAAAUGCAAAGAAGGAACAGGACGAGUUGUGAUGUGGCGGAUGGGAAUCCUAAACAGCUACACCAUGGAGUCCACCUUCGGCGGCUCCACCCUGGGUAGUAAAAAAGGCACCCACUUUACCACUGAAGAUCUGAAGUCCUUAGGUUACCAUGUCUGUGACACCCUUCUGGACCUUUGUGAUCCUGACCAAACCAAGUUCACUCAGUGUCUGGCAGAGCUUAAGGAGCUUUUACGACAGAAAAUCCACAAGAAAUUCAAUGAACUUGGACGAGAUAAAGAUUUAGAAGGAAGCUGGAGUAAUAUCUCUUUGUCUGACAUUGAAUCCAGUACCAGUGGCUCUGACAGUUCUCUCUCAGAUGGUCUUCCUGUUCACCUAGCAAACAUAGCAGAUGAGCUGAAUCAGAAGAAGAAGAUGCUUCAAAGGAAAAAAAAGAAGUCACUUCAGACUAGGAAACAGCGAAAUGAGCAGUAUCAGAGAAAAAAUUUGAUGCGGAAGUUAAAGUUAACAGAAGAUACUGCAGAAAGGGCAGGAUUUGCUUCUACUCUUCAAAAGCAGACAAACUUUUUCAAAAACUCAGAGAAUUCCAGUUCUUUACCAGUGAAAAAUGAAAACCCGAGGUUAAAUGAGACAAAUUUCAGUAGAAGAGACAAAGACACCCGCCUGGACUCAUCAAUGGUCACCCUGAUUCUGCCUAAGAAUAAAGAGAGAAUACAGACAAAUUUCAAUAGAAGAGACAAAGACACCCCCCUGGACCCAUCAAUGACCACCCUGAUUCUGCCUAAGAAUAAAGAGAAAAUGCAGAAGCAGCAGCCAGGCUUUACAGUAUCAUGCUCUCCAAAGAGAACCAUAAACUCCAGCCAGGAGCCAGCUCCAGGUGUGAAGCCAAACUGGCCAAGGAGCAGAUAUCGUGCCACAAAGAGAAGCUGUGUGGCCGUGGCGGCAUACCCAUCCUUGCACAUAUACACAUACCCAUAGGCGAGCCUGGGCUAUGGCACACAAGCACUUCUUGGGGUGUUGGAGAUUAGACACGUUUUGUAAUAGGGGUGAUGUGUGAUUGGGAACUGCAUUUCCUAGUGGUGUACUGUGUUGUGUAUUCAUUAUACACUGACCUUACACUUUGUACUUACACUCUGUGUUGUGAUCAAGAUGCAUACCUCAUGAAUUCAACUGUUUUUUCAUAAAAUGAAAUUUCAUUAUGAUGUGUAAAAAUGCUUUAUCCGGAACUGAAGUGUGCUCUCAUGGCACACCUCGUGACAGCACAGAUAUUCCUCAUUUUAACCAAUAGAUAUUCUCUCUAAAAUUAUGUGUAAGUCAAUUUUUAAAAAUCAAACUC